Paramecium sonneborni is the source of this 318-nucleotide messenger RNA. The record is from the annotation of a GenBank genome assembly. NCBI's taxonomy places the organism in Eukaryota, Ciliophora, Oligohymenophorea, Peniculida, Parameciidae.
AUGAAAACUGCGGCUAAUUAAAAUCAAACAAAAAAUAUAUAUGAGCCACCUAUUCAAAUUUCUACUAUAAAGUUCCAGAUUGACUAAAAGGCUCAAUAAUAUAUACUUAUGAUCAACAAUCUUAAAAUUGUAUUUCUAAUGAAAAAACAAAGAAGAAAAUAUUUUUUAAAUUUAAUACAAACAUUUUUGUUGUUCAAAAACAAUCUUAACCAUUAAAUAAUCUUCUUAUUUCUAAUUCUGUGGUUCCUUUUCUUAUAUAAAACACUUGAACAACUAAUAUAUUAGUAAUUAUUUAAAACUUAUUAAAUAUAUUUCUGA